AUGGAAGAAUUCAGGGCACAAACGUAUGAGAGUGCUAAACUUUAUAAGGAGAAGACCAAGUGUUGGCAUGAUAAGAGAAUUAUGCCACGACAAUUUGAACCAGGACAACAUGUGUUGUUUUUCAACUCAAGGUUGAAAAUAUUCCCUAGCAAACUGAAAUCUUGUUGGUCAGGUUCCUUUGAAGUAGCCAAAGUAUACCCUCAUGGAGCAGUGGAUGUCAAGGAUAUACAGACGGGGAUCACACUUAAAGUCAGUGGACAACUUUACAGAUUUUACAAGAAUUACAAAGAAAAUCCUGAAAAAGGGAAAGCAGUUGAGGAGGAACCAGAGAAAACAAAGUCAGUGAAUACUGGAGGCAAGGAAGAAGAACAAAAUGGAACCACCCCUACACUUGUACCAUAA
Molecule: messenger RNA, 402 nt
Organism: Gossypium raimondii (Peruvian cotton)
Lineage: Eukaryota; Viridiplantae; Streptophyta; Magnoliopsida; Malvales; Malvaceae
Exons: 2
Coding region: 1-402 (133 amino acids)
Source: RefSeq, a predicted model, not a curated record